CCGUAUCCACCAUCACCUAUCUAAUCGUGUCAACAAAUAGGGCAGGAAAAUAUUUCACGUAAACUUUUUUGUAAUUUACAUUAGGGGCACGAUCUUCCGUCUACAUGCAGGCCCAUAUGGAUAAUUGUAUUUUUUGUGAUAUCAUAAGUAACAAGGCACCGAGUGAAAAGAUAUACGAGGACGAUCACGUGACAUGUAUCAAAGAUACUAAUCCAGCUUCGACACAUCAUUAUUUAAUACUGCCAAAUAAACAUAUACGUAAUGCGAAAGAAAUUAAACCAGAAGAUGUUGAACUUUAUGACAGAAUCGUCGCAACGGUGGAUAUUAUUUUGGAAAAGCUGGGUUUAGAUGCUGCAGCAACGCGUACCGGAUUUCAUUGGCCACCGUUUAAUACGGUGCACCAUUUACAUUUGCAUGUUAUCUCUCCAAUAAGUAAUAUGAACCUGGUUAAAAGACUUAUGUUUGCACCCAAUACUUAUUGGUUUGUGAGUAUGGAUUAUGUAAAAUCUCAAAUCAGUGAUCCUUUUGAAAUAGUCGUAGGAACGUACGAGCAAUAUUUACUCGGUUUUAAAGUGAACAAUAUCGUUAAUGAAUACAAAAUGGAAAAAACAUUCGCUACACAUGGUCAUUACAAUAGUAUACGCAGCGUUACCAGUAACAAACACUACUUAGCUUCAGGCGGAGCGGACGAUUUCAUUUAUUUAUACGAUUUGCGUUACAGAAUAGAAUGUGCUAGAUUAAUGCAUCAUAACGGUACUGUUAAUUGUGUCGCGUUUAGCCCCGAAACGUCUCAUCUUUUCACGUGCAGUAACGACGGAAGUAUAGCUGCGGUUCGUUGUGGCAGUUGGCAACUGGAAAAACAUUGGUUGAAACCGCACAAAGGAUUAGCUGUGAAUACUUUGGCCAUUCAUCCGACGGGGAAAAUAGCGCUAUCCACAGGAGCGGACGGUGUACUUCGAACUUGGAAUUUGGUUAAAGGAAGACAAGCAUUUGCCACGAAUUUAGUACCAAGAUUACAAUUAGACGCUAAGAACGUGAACAUUCUUAAAUGGAGCCCAAGCGGAGAAAAGUAUUUACUGGCUGUGAACCAAAGAAUAGAUGUAUACUCGGUAAAAUUAGCAGGAAUCGAUAGCGAGAUUAAAUUCGAUUCGAAGAUCGUUUGCGUGGAGUUCUUGAAGGAUGAUUUAAUCGCGGUUGGUUUGGAGAAUGGCCAGAUCAAGUUAUACGAUCUCGACAAAUCUGUACAAACCGUGGAAACGAUCGCACAUGAUGUUAGAGUAAAAUGUAUGGCUUUUAAGGACGAUUUGUUGGUUACCGCGUCCAGUUCCGGUGAAAUUAAGCUAUGGAGAUACAGCAAAUACUCAUUGGACAUGUUAGAAAGUGUUAACAUUGGCGCUCGAAUUACCUGUCUCUCAGUCACGAUGCAAUACAAUAAUCUGAGAUCUGAAAUAGAAGAGCCACCGGAAGAGGUACCUGAGGAGAUCAAGAGAGAAAUAAAAUUCAGACUGAAGCAGGAAGUGGUCGUCGAAAAGGAAGGUGAUUGGGAAGUGACUCCGAUCGAUAUUCCUAGCAAGCCGAAGAAAUUGAAGAAAAAGAGAAAUAUAGAAGAGGUUCAGGGUUCAACUAUUCCAGAUCGAAAGAAAAAGAAAAGGGAGGGCGAUGCUAUCGUCGAUGUCAUUCCCAUGAAGCAGAAGAAGAAGAAAAAGAUGAAGAGAAAGAAAGAGGAGAAGGAAUCUUUGAACAUAAAUAACGAAGAAAAUAAGGAUAAGAAUGAGACUAAAAAUAAAAAAAAAAAGAAGCACUUGACACAAUUGGAAGAGAAUAAUAACAUACUUAUGAAUAAAGCGAAAAAAUUGAAUAAAAAGAUUUUGAGUGCGGAUACCAGGAGGAAAAAGGAAAGAAAGGUCGUUGAAGAAACCGGAGCGAUUCUAAGGAAAAAGAAGAAGAAGAAACAAUGA
Molecule: messenger RNA, 1958 nt
Organism: Habropoda laboriosa
Lineage: Eukaryota; Metazoa; Arthropoda; Insecta; Hymenoptera; Apidae
Product: p21-activated protein kinase-interacting protein 1-like
Exons: 8
Coding region: 105-1958 (617 amino acids)
Molecular function (GO): protein binding; catalytic activity
Source: RefSeq, a predicted model, not a curated record